Molecule: messenger RNA, 3648 nt
Organism: Penicillium canariense
Lineage: Eukaryota; Fungi; Ascomycota; Eurotiomycetes; Eurotiales; Aspergillaceae
Product: hybrid sensor histidine kinase/response regulator
Exons: 6
Coding region: 1-3648 (1215 amino acids)
Biological process (GO): phosphorylation; phosphorelay signal transduction system
Molecular function (GO): protein binding; phosphorelay sensor kinase activity
Source: RefSeq, a predicted model, not a curated record
AUGGAUCAGCCAAGGUCUCCAGCCUCCCAUCCGCCUCCAUGUAAUGCUGAGCGCGAGAGAAUCCGAGAAUUGUCCAGGUAUUACUGUGCAUUAGGUCGCUCAUCAUCAGCAUCGACACCAACCAAGGAUGCUGAUGGAGCCGGGUCGAAUAAUGACGCUCCCCAGGGCGACGAGCAGCCAUCGGCCGGGAAUCUUUCGACGGAUAUCGCCCUAACGGCGUUGGCCCAGCUGGGAGUGCAUCGCUUAAACUGCAACCGAUCCUUCGUCUCCAUAAUUGACGGCGCUAAUCAACACAUCAUCGCCGAAGCUACAGCAUCAAUAUCCUUGCGGGACAGGGACCAGCACUUACCCAAUGAUGGCAUCUAUCUUGGAGCCCGAACUUUGGACUUGGUAUGGGGGGUAUGCCCUCAUACCGUCCAUCUGUUCACCGGACAGGACAUGUCAUGCGCGCUUGAUACCAGCAACAUUACUGCCAAUCAGACUCGCUAUAUCAUCCGAGACUUUACCCAAGAAGAUAACUUCAAAGAUCGCCCGUACGUUCGCGAGUGGCCGCAUAUGCGUUUCUAUGCCGAAGUCCCAUUGUUCAGUCCCUCUGGCUACGUCCUCGGAACUUACUGCGUGGUCGAUGAUAAACCACGCACGGAGUUCAGCGAUGACGAUGUGAAUGUGCUCCAAGAGGUCGCGGAUGCCAUUGCACAGCAUUUGGAAAACGUCCGAAUUGUUCACUACCACGGUCGCUCCGACCGUCUCAUGAAAGGGUUAACAAAUUUUGUCAAAAGCUAUGCAGACUUUGAUCCACUCGAGGUUUCAAACGAUUAUCGGCUCGAAGCAAUGGCCAUCGCUUCUAAUACCAACACCACACCCGUCGACGGGAGAAGGGGGUCUAGUGAAACCACAACGAACCAGCAAUUUGAUUUCGUCACAUCACCCUCCACAAUUCCCUUGGAAGAACCGUCUUCCCUCUCUUUUACCGAACCUGCAUCCGGGCCCACCAGUCCUUCAUCCCUCAACUCGUACUUGUCCGACCGCCGAUUGCCCCCAGGCGGGGAGGAAGACCUCAACGAAGUUUUGAGAACGGGUCUCGAAUCGUCAGCAAAGGGGCAAAAUAAUGACUCCCAGGCCUUCCUCGCAGAGAGCAUGCCAUUGGCAGAUCGUAUCGGGCGCAUAUUUCACAGGGCCAGUGUACUCCUCAGGAAUUCUAUGGACUUGGAUGGUGUAGUUUUCUUCGAUGCAGCUCCUAGUAAUCCUUCAUUUUUACCCUCUGAUGAUCUCGGCGAAUGGGAGCCGCUUCCCAAGACCGCCGUGCCAGAAAUUCCCAUGGCACCACAUCCCAGUCCAUUGGGACAUUCUCCUACGGCGUCCAAGAAAUCAAACAUAUGUUGCGAUAUCCUCAGCAAAUCACUAAAGGAAACACGAGAGAACGACUUCGAUUCGAAGACCGAAAUCACCGUUCGAGAAGAUCUCCUGAACUUACUAGUGGCCUCCUUUCCACAAGGUCAAAUUUUCAACCUUGAUGGCUCUGCGGACAGUGAUGAAUAUCUGUCGCAUGACUUUGGGCUUAACGAUCCUGAAACCCAACGCAAAAUCAUACAGAUGACUACUCGGCAGCUCCAUAAAAUUCUUCCUGGCGCCAACUCGGUCAUUUUCUUUCCGUUGUGGGAUUACCACCAGUCCCGUUGGAUGGCCGGCACUCUUGUUUGGACUCAAGAUAGUCACCGUGCUCUGGGGAGUGAGGAGCUUCACUAUUUCAAAGUAUUUGGUGACUCUAUUGUUUCUGAAGUUUCUCGGGCACAUUGGGCGACAAUCGAGAAAUCCAAGUUUGACUUCAUAUCUUCAAUCAGCCACGAACUUCGAUCGCCGCUCCACGGGAUUUUAGCUAGCGCGGAGCUAUUGCAGGCGACUUCUCUCGAACCAGCCCAAGAGGAAAUGAUGAGGAUGAUUGAGGCAUCAGGCCUAACAUUGUUGGAUACCACUGAUCAUUUGCUUGAUUUCUGCAAGAUAAACAGCAUGACCCGAUUCAAGAAAUCAAGAAAGAAGAAGGACUUGAUUGAGGUGUCGAGCCUAGUAUCUGAGUUUCAUCUUGGACAUUUGGUUGAGGAAGUUGCCGAUAUAUUGUAUACUGGCCAAAAAGCACCGGGAUUGGUCUCCCAGGCUUCUCCCAGAACGUCAUCUAAUCAUAGACGAGCUGUCUCUAGACCCGGUGGCAAUCCGGCCGAUGACAUAUCAGUAGUUGUUCGAAUUGAGCAACGUCACCCCUGGCAAAUUCGAUCCUUGCCGGGGGCAUGGCGGAGAAUUGUGAUGAACCUUCUUGGCAAUGCAAUCAAAUGGACAAAGUUAGGCUUCGUGGAAGUAUCCCUAUCACGAAUGAGGAAUCAAGUCGAGCCCCACAGACCAAUCGCGCACCUCUCAGUUACCGACACUGGCAGUGGGAUCGCACCGGACUUCCUUCGACACAAGCUUUUCACACCUUUCGCUCAAGAAGACUCCCUUUCGGAGGGCGUUGGACUUGGGCUUAGCAUUGUUCGCCAGCUAGUAAGCUCACUUAAUGGCCACGUGAAUGUCAGGAGUGAGCUUGGAAUUGGAACACAAGUCGACGUUUACAUUCCAGUCGAGUAUACCAACAGCCUGGAAUCAACGUCAGCUCUUCAGGAGACUUCUCAGUCAGCCCAACAGAGCUCUACAGCGCCACUUCGAGCUUGUCUGGUUGCUUUCAAUGGAUAUCCUGAUUUGCAAGAAACGCCCACCGGGGUUUUGAGUCUCGAGGCAAAGCGAAAGUUGUCUAUACAGAGCACACUUGCCGAUGUCUUUAUGUCCCAUUUUGGGUGGACCGUUUCCCUGGCAGAAACCCUCGGCGAGGCACGUGGAGACAUUGCAGUUUUCGAAGAGGCCGUCCUGAAGAAAACAACGGAAGGUUUCUUUUCUUUGGAUCAAUUGAUUUCUAUGCGUGAGUUCAAGUACUUCAUUGUAUUGGGAACCAACACCGCUUUCGUUGAAACCUUCCUCCCACCCAAUUUCGUAUGGGUUUCGCAACCAUUUGGACCCCAGAAGAUCCAAAUUGCCAUUCAAAAGCUUUUGGACCUGGAAAAUUCACAGCCUGAGCCUACGCCAGUCACAAUUCCGGCUAUAGACCUUGAACCGUCGCUGGCGAUUUCCGAAGCUCAACCUUCUCCAGCCAGCGACGAUACUGUAGUUGUGACACCACAGACCUCUACCGAGGCCCCUAGCAAUCUCACACUUUCCGAUGCCUUGCCAAUCCGCCCUUCUAAUGAGUUACGGCCCACUCAUGUCCUCGUUGUUGAUGACAACGAUAUCAAUCUCAAGAUUAUGACCACAUUUAUGCGCAAGGUUGGCUGUACUUACGACACCGCAACAAACGGACUGAUUGCUUUGGAGAAGUACAAGGCCUCAGCACAGCGAUUUGAUUUCGUUCUAAUGGACAUCUCAAUGCCCGUCAUGGACGGGCUCGACUCCACACGCAAGAUCCGGCAGCAUGAGAAAGAAAACGGUCUCAAGCCCUCUUCGAUUCUGGCUGUCACCGGUAUCGCCUCAAAUUCCAUGCGACAACAAGGCAUCGCAGCAGGUGUUAAUGACUAUCUAAUCAAACCCCUUUCACUCCAUUUGUUGAAGAAAAUUAUGAGCAUUGCAUGA